AUGCAAGAUGAUACCGACGUCGAUGCCCUUCCUGCGGUUCCCAGCGACACGUUCCAGCUGCGAGGCUACCAGGCUGAGAUGGUUGCAGAGAGCAUGAAAGACAAUGUCAUAGUCGUCAUGGACACGGGCUCGGGAAAGACGCAUAUAGCCAUCGAACGAACACGAGCGGAGUUGGAGACGUGCGAACCCGACAAUAUUGUCUGGUUUCUAGCACCCACAGUUGCACUCUGUGAGCAGCAAUAUGAAGUUUUCCAGUCUAAUCUACCCGGGUUCGGGUACCAGCUUCUUUGUGGGAGGGACGAUGUUGAGCUCUGGACAACCCAGGCAGAGUGGGACCGAGUACUCUUCAACGUUCGCAUAGUUAUCUCAACACACGCAAUACUACUUGAUGCACUCACGCAUGGCUUCGUCAGCCUGAGAAAGCUGGCUUUGCUAAUUUUUGACGAAGCGCACCAUUGCACGUUGAAGCACCCAGCCAAUCUGAUAAUGUCUGAUUUCUAUAUGCCUCAAGUAAGGAAUGGUGACAAACUAUUACCUAAAAUCCUUGGCUUGAGUGCGAGCCCGGUCAUGAAAGCAUCGGCUAGUGCGCAAGGCCUUCAGCAAAUUGAACAGAACCUAAACGCGACCGUAAAAACACCAAAACUGCACAGGUCCGAACUUAUACGGCACGCGCAUAGACCAGAGCUACUGCAAAUCACCUACUCUCCGAACGCCCCGAGCCAGGAACACUCUCAUCUGCUCCUUGCAUUGCAGCAUGUAUACCGCACCUAUGAUCUUGCAAAAGAUCCAUACGUGAUCGCAUUGUUGGAGCAACAAAGGAAUGGCUUCGAUGUCUCUCGCCAACUGACCAAGUUAUGGAACAGUCAGAAGACCUAUUGCCACGAUCAAUUGAAACAGCUAGUGUCCAAAGCUGAAACAAUGGCAGAAGAGCUUGGAAUCUCUGCUAUGGAGUAUUACCUACACCAAUGCAUAAUCAAGUUCGAGAAGAUGACCCGCGGCUCAGAGCAGCAGCUACUGGAUCUAACUAUCAGCGAGAAGCAGUAUCUCUUGAACAUAUUCCAGAGUCUUCCCCUCCAGGACCCUAUGCCUAUACCUGCUACCAUCAUCGAGAAGUCGUCUCACAAAGUCAACAAGCUUAUCGACACUUUGCUCGCGGAAGCCAAUGGUACCCCGGGCUUUACCGGCCUUGUGUUCAUUGAGCAGCGGGUCUGGGUAGCAUCGCUCGCCGAGAUCCUAGCGUGCCAUCCGCGAACUAAGGAUCUGUUACGGGUAGGCACAUUCGUUGGUACAUCGCAGUCAACCAAGCGUAAGGCAAACAUAUGCGCUUUGGCAGAACCAAAAAACCAGCAAACCACGCUCGAUGACUUUCGCGCUGGUGUCAUCAAUCUCGUUCUAGCCACAACUGUACUGGAGGAAGGUAUCGAUGUAUCCAGCUGCCAUCUCGUUGUAUGUUUCGAAAGGCCCAAGAACCUGAAAAGCUUCGUUCAACGACGCGGAAGAGCAAGGCAACAGAAAUCGCGUUAUCUCAUCUUCGUGCCAGACACUGGGGAUACACGGUCGACGGCGUCCUGGCAGUCGCUUGAGACCGAGAUGAGGAGAGCGUACGAAGACGAUAAGCGUCGAGUUCAGGUAGCGCAAGAAGCAGAGCAGAUAAAUGAGGUCGGAGAGCGCUACUUCAGGGUUCCAAGCACUGGUGCCUUAUUGACCCUAGAUAACGCUUCUCAACAUCUCCACCACUUCUGCGCUCGUCUAGGAAACAGUGCUUACGUCGAUACACGACCAGAGCUUGAAUUCACAAACAACUACGGCCAAAUCACCGCCGAGAUCACAUUGCCACUUUCUGUUAACCCCAAAGUGAGGAAAGCCAAAAGCUUGGAGACGUGGAGAACAGAGCGCAUGGCUCAAAAAGAUGCUGCCUUUGAGGCAUACAAGGCUUUGUACUCGUAUGGAUUGGUAAACGAGAAUCUCCUCCCUGUACAAGAUGAGAAAGACGAGGCAGCACAAUAUCAGAUCCCGGACGAUCGCCCAUCUCUUGUGCCCGUUUCCCCAACCCUCGAUCCUUGGUCUACUGUCGCGCAGUCUUAUCAACACGAACCUGAUAUAUGGUACCGUACCUUGAUUGAGGCGAAGGCGCCGGGAGAGGAGCCGAUGCGUAUGAUACUACUGACUCCAGUCGUCAUGCACGACGUUUCUGAUAUACUGCUACACUGGAAUGAAUCAAAAAGGUACACAGUUACGAGCUCCUAUCUGUAUGGUAGAUCACUGGCCGAUAUCGACACGAACCUGCUGCGCUCUAUCACCUGGAAGAUUUUGCACUCAGUCUUUGGAGUCCAUAUCAAAGAAGGAGUUGACGACUUUCUCUGCCUACUUGCUCCGUGUGACUCAUCAGGUUAUAUGAUGACCGAGAAUGGACUUCGCGAAUGGCAUGCGACGACAGAGGGCCAACAAUCAGCAUCCGAACUUCUGGUGCAAGGGAACCUUGACACAACGAGCUGGGGUCUGACUAUACAGCAAGGAGACGCUCGGAAAUUUAUGCCUAUGGCCAUCGAAUCCUCAGGUUCUCCGGGUUGCUCGGGGGUGAAUGAAACCCUGAUACAAGCUGUACGAUUGCCUAAGCGUAGAGACUUCCUACAUCCAGUAUACCAAGAUGCAAAUAAGAACGACGCAUACACUAAAGUCGAGAGUCUUUUAGCCUCAGGAUGUAUCGUCGACAAUCUUCCCGCCAGAUAUGCUAUCCUCGCUUUGUUGUUUCCAUCGAUUUUGCACAAGCUUGAAGUAUAUAUGAUCGCAGAUACACUUCGAACGACGCUUCUCAAGCCAGCCAAGUUUGAGGUAUUAGACCUUCCCGUCAUCGUCACAGCACUUACUUCAUCCGCUGUCGAUGGACACAACAAUUACCAGAGAAUGGAAUUCCUGGGGGACUGUAUCUUGAAGUUUGUGGCUUCUCUCCACCUGAUGGCCGCAAAUCUCCUCAUGCCAGAGGGUAUGCUGACAGGGAAGAAAGGUAAGCUUGUCAGUAAUGGAUAUCUGGCACGAGCCACACUAGCUGCAGGUCUCGACAAAUUCAUCUUUUACAAGCGCUUCACAGGCGCAAAGUGGAAGCCAAGAUACAUUGGUCAGACACUCACUGACACGGCGCCACCAAUCAAGCAAGAGAAGUCAUCGAAAUUGAUCGCUGACGUUAUAGAGUCGCUCAUUGGCGCCUCGUACCUUGUCGGGGGUUUCUCAAAAGCUUUUGGGUGUAUGCAGGCUCUCCUACCGCUAGAGAAAUGGACGUCUAUCCCGGAAGCAAACGAGAUACUCUAUAACGCCGCUCCUUCUGAAGACACGGGAUCGAACUUGGUGUUGCUUGAGAAACUACUUGGUCACACGUUCAACAAGAAAGAGCUCCUACUUGAGGCACUCACGCACCCCACGUUCCGUGGUCCCAACAUCCAUUGCUCAUACGAACGGUUCGAGUUCUUGGGUGACGCGGUUCUCGACUAUAUCAUUUCAAAGCGGCUCUAUGCUCACGAGUCAAAUCUCCCACAUUGGAAAAUGCAUGGUGUCCGCACGGCAAUGGUCAACGCGGCAUUCUUGGCAUAUUGUAUGUUCGAGACUACGAUAGCCGAGGAGUUGACAAACAAGGCAACCCUUGAGCCAGAGGUAAAUCAAAGAGCUUUAUGGCAGUUCCUCCGAUCGUCGAGCCCGGAACUUAUCGCUGCACGAACUGUAGCUUUACGACAACAUGCCGAAACACGGGAUUCGAUCGCAAUGGCCCUAAGGCAGGACAAUCGCUUUCCGUGGCACGCGCUUUCACUCACUGACCCGCCGAAGUUUCUUUCUGAUAUAGUAGAAAGCGUUAUCGGCGCCCUGUACAUUGAUUCUCAUGGCUCCAUCCCCGUCUGUGAAGACUUCGUCCGUCGUCUCGGUAUUUUGCCCUGCCUCGAACGUAUCCUACGUGAUGGUGUAGACUGUUGGCAUCCGAAAGAGCGAAUCAACACCCUUGCGGCCGAUCAGGGUAUCAAGUAUGUUCGCAUCACGAGCGACCGAGAAGGUGAUAAAAACGGGGCGAACGGCUCCGAGAAAGGGUACAAGGUGCAGGUUCGCAUUGGCGGAAAGGAUGUUGGAGGCGUGGUCGAGGGAGUCAAGAGGUUACAGACUGAGACUAUCGCUGCCUGGAAGGUUAUCGCGCUGCUCGAAGGCGGAGCUACUGAUGACGUGCCUCUGGAAACUGACGAAAAUGAUGAGGAUGACGAAUUUUUCGAUGCUGAGGACGGCGGUGGAAUCAUGCUGGAGGAUGUGUUCGCGAGUACAAAUGGGCUCACGCUGGAAGAUCAGUGA
Alternaria atra is the source of this 4323-nucleotide messenger RNA. RefSeq lists its product as uncharacterized. The transcript has 8 exons. The record is from RefSeq and is a predicted model, not a curated record. Lineage: Eukaryota; Fungi; Ascomycota; Dothideomycetes; Pleosporales; Pleosporaceae. Gene Ontology annotation, molecular function: RNA binding; ATP binding; ribonuclease III activity. Gene Ontology annotation, biological process: siRNA processing. Gene Ontology annotation, cellular component: RISC complex; nucleus; cytoplasm. Bases 1 to 4323 code for a protein of 1440 amino acids.